UCCGAUCUCUUAAACAUGAAGGUCAUCGUUGCUGUACUCUUCGCUCUCGGCUCCGUGGCAGCCAAAGGAUCAGGUCCUUACCUGCCCAGUGGAUGGAAACCAGAAGGUCCCAGCUUCUACUUGCCUUCUGAAGUCUCCAAGCCCUCCGAUGGUCCUCUCAAAGAAAACCUGUUCCAAGAGACGGAAGCUUCAGGAUCUGAAGCCCUCAGGGAGUACGGCCCUCCUAAACUGGACGAGGUUAUCCAGAUCCUGCCCAGCCAAGCCCUCCCUGAUGUAGCCACUGAACAGACCUUCUUGGUAGAAGCUAAGGUCAACCAGGACCUAGUGGCUGCUGUUGAAGAAGCUGAAGUAGAAGCCAAUACUGAACAAAUAUCAGCCAUCGUUGGAGAACUAGCAACAGCUACUGAAUCACAACUUGCUGAAAUCUCUGAAGAGCAAACCACUGAAAUCCUAUCCGAAGCUCAACCAACCUUAGAAGCUAAAGCUGAAAUCGUAGAACAGACCGGAGUGACAGCACAAGAAGCUGCUCCUACUGCUGCGUACACAGAAGAGAAUGUACAAGAAGAGGUAGUGGUGCCGACUGCUGUUGCUCAAGAAGAGGUUGUCCCUACUGUUGUUGAGGAGAUCGUUGAGGAGCAAGUUGUUAGAGUGAACAACAUCGCGGAGGCUAUCGAGAGCUUGGAAAAGGAGGUUAAGGCUGAGGCCAUCGAAGGUGUUGUGAAAAUCAAGCAGAUCUCAGGAUCCCUGGAACAAGCCCCUGAAGGUUUCCUCGAGUACGGACCCCCCGGCUUCAAGGAGUACGGACCCCCCAAGGAGGACGAAAUCGCCCGGUCUGCUGCAGUUGAGCUGGCCCCGACCAGCGCUUUCGAGAACAAUGAAGUCAGAAGGAGGCGAUUCUCCCCCAAAUUCAGAUCAACCAAGAAACACUAAGAAUGAACGAGAAAGAUAACUAAAACUAAGCCAGUUAGGACAAUGGACUUCGAUACCUAAACUUACUUAUUUCAUUAAAAAAAAAACAAAUAAAAAAUCUUCUUUCAAAAAUGGCCGUCAGCCAUUUUGUUUUAUUUGAUUAAUGUUGGUGUUAGGUUAUGUUUAAUGUCAGUGGUGAUAAGAUUGAAUAAAAAUGUAUUGUGAUAAUAAAUUAAUAAAUGUUAUUAACAAAUCUAA
Molecule: messenger RNA, 1167 nt
Organism: Trichoplusia ni (cabbage looper)
Lineage: Eukaryota; Metazoa; Arthropoda; Insecta; Lepidoptera; Noctuidae
Exons: 8
Coding region: 16-930 (304 amino acids)
Source: RefSeq, a predicted model, not a curated record